AUGAAGUUAAGUCGCCAGUUCACCGUGUUCGGCAGCGCGAUCUUCUGCGUGGUCAUUUUCUCCCUGUACCUGAUGCUGGACAGGGGUCACUUGGAUUACCCUCGGGGCCCGCGCCGGGAGGGCUCCUUCCCGCAGGGCCAGCUUUCAAUACUGCAAGAGAAGAUAGACCAUUUGGAGCGCUUGCUAGCUGAAAACAACGAGAUCAUCUCCAACAUCAGAGACUCAGUCAUCAACCUGAGCGAGUCUGUGGAGGAUGGCCCCAAGGGCUCCCCAGGCAAUGGCAGCCAGGGCUCGGCACACCUCCUCUCUCCACAGUCAGCCCUCCAGGCUGACCCCAAAGACUGUUUGUUUGCCCCACUGAGUGGAAGUCAGCACCCGGAUGUGCAGAUGUUGGAUGUUUAUGAUCUGAUUCCUUUUGAUAACCCAGAUGGCGGAGUUUGGAAGCAAGGAUUUGACAUUAAGUAUGAAGCUGAUGAGUGGGACAGUGAGCCCCUUCAAGUUUUUGUGGUGCCCCAUUCCCACAAUGACCCAGGUUGGUUGAAGACUUUCAAUGACUACUUUAGAGACAAGACUCAGUAUAUUUUUAAUAACAUGGUCCUAAAGCUGAAAGAAGACUCAAGCAGGAAGUUUAUGUGGUCUGAGAUCUCUUACCUUUCAAAAUGGUGGGAUAUUAUAGAUAUUCCGAAGAAGGAAGCUGUUAAAAGUUUACUGCAGAGUGGUCAGCUGGAGAUUGUGACCGGCGGCUGGGUCAUGCCUGAUGAAGCCACCGCACACUAUUUUGCCUUAAUUGACCAACUGAUUGAAGGGCAUCAAUGGCUGGAAAAGAAUCUAGGAGUGAAGCCUCGAUCGGGUUGGGCCAUAGAUCCUUUUGGACACUCACCCACAAUGGCUUAUCUUCUGAAACUUGCUGGGUUUUCUCACAUGCUCAUCCAGAGAGUACAUUAUUCAGUGAAAAAACACUUCUCACUGCAAAAAUCUCUGGAGUUUUUUUGGAGGCAGAAUUGGGAUCUCGGGUCUGCCACGGAUAUUUUGUGCCACAUGAUGCCUUUCUACAGCUAUGACAUCCCUCACACCUGUGGGCCUGACCCGAAAAUCUGCUGCCAGUUUGAUUUCAAACGGCUUCCUGGAGGCAGAUACGGUUGUCCCUGGGGAGUGCCACCAGAAGCAAUAUCUCCUGGAAAUGUCCAAAGCAGAGCUCAAAUGCUACUAGAUCAGUACCGGAAGAAGUCAAAACUCUUCCGUACUAAAGUUCUCCUGGCUCCUCUAGGAGACGAUUUCCGGUUCAGUGAGUACACAGAGUGGGAUCUGCAGUACAGGAAUUACGAGCAACUGUUCAAUUACAUGAACUCUCAACCCCAUCUUAAAGUGAAGAUCCAGUUUGGAACUUUGUCUGAUUAUUUUGAUGCGUUGGAAAAAGCAGCCGCAGCGGAGAAGAAGAGCGGCCACUCCCUGUUCCCUGUCCUGAGUGGAGACUUCUUCACUUACGCUGACCGAGACGAUCACUAUUGGAGUGGGUACUUUACGUCCAGGCCAUUCUACAAACGGAUGGAUAGAAUCAUGGAAUCGCGCUUGAGGGCUGCUGAAAUUCUUUACUAUUUGGCCUUGAAGCAAGCUCAGAAAUACAAGAUAAGUAAGUUUCUCUCAUCACCGCACUACACAACACUGACAGAGGCCAGAAGGAACUUAGGACUCUUUCAACAUCACGAUGCCAUUACAGGGACCUCGAAAGACUGGGUGGUUGUGGAUUACGGUACCAGACUCUUUCAAUCGUUAAACUUUUUGGAGAAGAUAAUUGGAGACUCUGCAUUUCUUCUCAUUUUAAAGGACAAGAAGUUGUACCAAUCUCAGCUUUCUGACACCUUCUUAGAGAUGGAUAUGAAGCAAAGUUCACAAGAUUCUCUGCCAAAAAAAACCAUAAUACAACUGAGUGCAAAGGAGCCGAGGUACCUCGUGGUCUACAAUCCUUUUGAGCAGGAGCGGGAGUCAGUGGUGUCCAUCUUCGCAAACUCAGCUGCAGUGCAGGUGCUGUCGGACUCAGGAAAGCCCGUGGACGUUCAAAUCGGGGCAGUCUGGAGUGAUCCAAGAACGAUUUCACAAGCAGCCUACGAGGUUUCUUUUCUAGCUCACGUGCCACCACUGGGGAUGAAAGUGUAUAAGAUCUUAGAAUCACAGAGUGCAAGUUCACACAAGGCUGAUUACUUCCUGUACAAUGACGGAGUAGCAGAAAAUGGGAUAUUCCAGAUGAAGAACAUGGUUGAUGCAGGGGAUGCCAUAACCAUAGAGAACCCCUUCCUGGCACUCUGGUUUGACCGCUCUGGGCUUAUGGAGAAAGUGAGAACGAAAGAAGACGGUAAACUUCACGAAAUAAAGGUGCAGUUUCUAUGGUAUGGAACCACAAAUAAGAGAGACAAAAGUGGUGCCUAUCUCUUCUUGCCUGAUGGGCAGGGCCAGCCAUAUGUCUCCUUACGCCCGCCCUUUGUCCGAGUGGCUCGUGGGAGGGUCUAUUCUGAAGUGACUUGCUUCUUUGAACACGUGUCGCAUAAAGUCCGACUCUACAACGUGCCAGGGAUAGAAGGACAGUCAAUGGAAGUUUCUAAUAUUGUGGACAUUCGGAAUGUGCAUAACCGUGAGAUUGCAAUGAGAAUUUCGUCUAAAAUAAAUACCCAAAACAGAUUUUAUACUGACCUAAAUGGAUUCCAGAUUCAACCUAGAAGGACAAUGAGCAAAUUGCCUCUUCAAGCCAAUGUUUACCCGAUGAGCACGAUGUCGUACAUCCAGGAUGCAGAGCACCGGCUCACACUGCUCGCAGCUCAGUCCUUAGGCACAGCCAGCUUGGCUUCUGGUCAAAUUGAAGUCUUCAUGGAUCGAAGACUCAUGCAAGAUGAUAACCGUGGCCUUGGGCAAGGUGUGCACGAUAAUAAGAUUACAGCUAAUUUGUUUCGAAUCCUGCUGGAGAAGAGAAGUGGUGUGAACAUGGAAGAAGAGCAGAAGAGUCCAGUCAGUUACCCUUCCCUCCUCAGCCACUUGACUUCGUCCUUCCUCAACCAUCCAUUCCUUCCCAUGAUACUGAAUGUCAAGCUCUCCUCACCCGCUGUCGAGCUGCUGAAUGAGCUGUCUCUGCUCCAGUCAUCUUUACCCUGUGACAUCCAUCUGGUUAAUCUGCGCACAAUGCAGUCAAAGAUGGGUAAAGGCUACUCAGAUGAGGCAGCCUUGAUCCUCCACAGGAAAGGGUUUGAUUGCCAGUUCUCCAGUAGAGGCAUGGGUCUUUCCUGCUCAACUACUCAGGGAAAGAUGUCAGUACCAAAACUUUUCAACAAGUUUGCUGUGGAGAGCCUCACCCCUUCCUCACUGUCCUUGAUGCACUCACCCCCAGAUGCCCAGAAUCUAAGCGAAGUCACCCUGAGUCCCAUGGAGAUCAGCACAUUCCGCAUCCGCUUAAGGUGAAACUGACUGUCAGAUUUGAGUGGAGAAACUCUGACUUCCUUACUUUCCUUGGUUUUUACGUGCAAUAACUAAGUACAUUACUUUAGCUUCUGGCUACUGUGAGAACGUGACUUCUGUGAUUUAUUUUUUAUUUUUAAAACCAGUCUAGUAAAAAAAAAAGAAGAAAAAGCCAUGCUUUCAAAACGGUUUCUUUUUCUAAGUUUGUCCCACAAAGAACCACUAUCAGUGUGAACUGAUGGAAUAAAAAUGAAGAAGUAUUGAACGACAGCCCUCAACAGACUGUAUCUCAGGUUAAAUGCUAACUAAUUAUGUUUGCAUUGAGGGCUGUAAAGAGAUUCUUAAAAAAUUCAUUUUUCUGAUCAUUAGUUUUAUAUUUAAAAAAAAAUAACCCCUUUAACCUAAAUGGAAAGAAAAAAAAACAGAAGUUGGUGGGGAAUAGUUUAAUGGCCAAAAUAGUUGUAAUCAUUGAUCAUUACUACAAAUUUCAAUUUUUUGUGCGUGUUUCAAAUAUGUGGAAAAGUGCAAUCCCUCAACCCCUAUGAUAAGUGUAGUUGAUUUUCAUAUUCUUUCCCAAUGAACCUCUUGACUACCCUUUCCUACCCAUAUGUUUAAAAUAAUAACUGAUUUUUAUAGUCAUUCAACAGUAGAAAAAGAGGCAUAUUUUCAUUACUUGACAAUGUGAGAUAGGUGCAAUUUAUUCCAUUGUCACUGAAACAGAAGAAGCAAUUCCAUUUUAGGUACCACAAGGUGUCUUUUUACACAGCUCAUUUGAAUACAGGUGUUCCAAGGUGGGGUUUUCUAUUUUUAAAUUACCAUAUCAAAAAUAAAUGUGCCUUAUUUUUUUAUAAGUCUUGUUAAAUCUUUUGGUGUCCAUGUUACUGUUUGGGAAGGGGAGGGGUGUUGGGAGGCUGUGGCAGGGGUUGGGUACUUUCUAUGACACAUAAAUUAUGUAAUUUUUGCUUGAUAAUGCUGGCCACGUUCUGAUCUGUUUCAUUAAAUUUGUGGUGGUGUUACUCUAAACAUUUUGACUAUUUGAAUGUACUGAGAUGUCAGAAAACAAAACAAGGAAAAAAUAUUGUUAAUUAAAAUAUGCUGCUGCCAAGGAAACUGCAACUUGAAGCAAGGAUUUUGUAACACACGAGAUCCAAAUACUGUUUGCAUUUCACAGUAGUUAACCAUAUUAAAGAGAGAAUGCUUUAAAACAGA
Cricetulus griseus (Chinese hamster) is the source of this 4650-nucleotide messenger RNA. Lineage: Eukaryota; Metazoa; Chordata; Mammalia; Rodentia; Cricetidae. The record is from RefSeq and is a predicted model, not a curated record.